CCGCUGCGACGUCCUCUCACCACUCAUCUGAAACCCUGCUGCAGGUGGUGUACUCUGGAGCGAAAUCUCCUCCUCAUACACUUACAAACAGUGACUCACUCCCUGCCUUUAUCGACAACACACUCCCUGUUGUUGUUGUUGUAAUUCUCUUGCUUAUUCUGCAGCACUGAAGUGAAACUCUUUGAGGAGGUAGGUAGAGUGAGGUUGAAAGACUGCAGCGAUGGAGUUCCGGAAUUUGGGGCGGACUGGGUUGAAGGUGAGUGUGUUGGGCUAUGGCGCAUGGGUGAGCUUCGGCAACCAGUUGGGUGUCAAGGAGGCUGCAGGUAUUCUGUCUCGGUGUCGAGAAGCAGGCGUGAACUUCUUCGAUAAUGCUGAGGUGUAUGCGAAUGGAAAGGCGGAGGAGAUUAUGGGCGCUGCCAUCAAGGAGCUUGGUUGGAAGCGGUCGGACGUUGUGAUCACCACUAAGCUAUUCUGGGGCGGUAGUGGUCCUAAUGACAAGGGCCUCUCUCGCAAGCACAUUAUUGAGGGCAUCAAGGCAUCAUUGAAGAGAUUGGACAUGGAUUACGUUGAUCUACUCUACUGCCAUCGGCCAGAUCCCUCUACCCCAAUUGAGGAGACUGUGCGAGCCAUGAAUUGGGUGAUCGACCAUGGUUAUUCAAUGUAUUGGGGAACUAGUGAGUGGUCUGCUGAGCAAAUCACAGAGGCUUGGGAAAUUGCCAAUCGGUUAGGCCUGAUUGGUCCCGCAAUGGAACAACCGGAAUACAAUUUGUUCGCUCGUAAAAGGGUGGAGCAAGAGUAUGCGGAGCUCUACAAAAAGUAUGGUAUUGGUCUGACGACAUGGAGCCCCCUUGCGUCCGGUUUCCUCACAGGAAAAUACACGAAAGACAACAUUCCCGAAGGCAGCCGCUUUGCGUUAGAAAACUAUAAGCAUCUGGCAGAAAAAAGCUUAGUUGACGAGGCUUUCGCAAAGAUAGAGGCUUUGAAGCCGAUUGCCAAGGAGCUUGAUGCGACUUUGGCACAAUUGGCCUUGGCUUGGUGCGCUAAGAAUCCCAAUGUCAGCUCUGUCAUUACUGGAGCCACUAAAGAACACCAGGUAGUUGAGAAUAUGAAAUCUAUUGAACUCCUUCCCAAACUUACACCUGAAGUGAUGGAGAAGAUUCAUAAAAUAAUUGGGGAUUCAAAAUGAAAACAAUGCUAAAAUCGACUACGUUAAAGCUACUCCUUGCAUAGCAUAUCCUUCGCAGAAAACUUGUCGAAGCGUGCACACCUUUUUGUUCAAUCGAAAGAUUGUAGUUAAUUGUGGCUAAUAAACUUGAGGUUUUCUUGUCUUCUCCGCACUGUA
This is a messenger RNA of Physcomitrium patens, 1342 nucleotides long. RefSeq names its product putative voltage-gated potassium channel subunit beta. The record is from RefSeq and is a predicted model, not a curated record. NCBI's taxonomy places the organism in Eukaryota, Viridiplantae, Streptophyta, Bryopsida, Funariales, Funariaceae. Gene Ontology annotation, molecular function: voltage-gated potassium channel activity. Gene Ontology annotation, biological process: potassium ion transport. Gene Ontology annotation, cellular component: cytoplasm.